Guillardia theta CCMP2712 is the source of this 912-nucleotide messenger RNA. RefSeq lists its product as hypothetical. Lineage: Eukaryota; Cryptophyceae; Pyrenomonadales; Geminigeraceae. The transcript is spliced from 13 exons. The record is from RefSeq and is a predicted model, not a curated record. The coding region runs from base 1 to 912 and encodes 303 amino acids.
AUGAAAGUAUCGAACAAGUCGAAUGUGCAAUUUGUCGUCGACGGAUCUUGUGUUUUGAUGAAAGGCAAGUGCAAGACUUUCCCAUGUUCCAGAGAUGGAUGGAGAUGCGCAUCUUGUGUGCAGAGCAUGGAAGCAGCAUACAAGCAAAUAAUCCAAGACAAGAUUCUUGUGAGUCUUGCCUCAACUUUCCCUGAGAAUUCAUUAGAACAUGUUCAGCAUUACGACAGUGGAGCUUCUGAGAUAGAAGAGAAGAAUCUUCAGCUUUGCGAGCUUCAGAAGGUGAUUGAGAUCGCCAACAGUCAGAUACCGCUCUUGCAGGAUCAAACCUUUGAGGCCACUCGGAGAGCUGACAACUACAAGUCUGAGAUGGACAGCAUGGCGAUCAAAAUCAAGGAGCUCGAGCAGAAGCUUGAAUUGCAAGGAGCUGAAAGCAAGAUCAGCGAACUAACAGAAGAGCUUACAAGCGUUCGACACGAGUUGAUAAAGCAGAAGACAAUAACAGCAGAGUCAAAGAAACAGCAGAAGGUGUCUUGUAUCAGAUUGAAGGCGCUGGCAUUAGAAGUGAUUAGCAAGGAAACGUCAUCGCUCGACUUGAGAAAUAAGGUCGAAGAGCUCAACAAGCUGCUCCUCGAAACGAUCGAACAGCAACAGGGGCUUCAGAAGCACAACGAGUCGCUCUCAAACACAGUAGACCAGCUCUCAAAAGCGUUGGAGUUGGCGGUUGACACGGAUCAGGACAUGAAGCAAGCGCGAGAGCAGCUGCUGGUUGAGAAUGAGCAGCUCAAAGAAGAGAUCAUGCAGAUGAAAACUCGCUUGAGCUUGCGCAACAAUGAGAAACAACUGUUCAAGGUAGCCGAAGGGGGGAUGGCGUGGAGGACGAUGGGGGAGAGAAAGGCCGGAGGAAAGACAUGA